CGCGAGUGAGUGGUGGUGGCGGUGGUGGCGGCGUCGCUUUCACGUCUCUGCUUCGGUGGUGGUGGUGGUGGACGUCGCAGCAACAACAACAACAACAACAAAAACUCCCCUCCUUGCCAUGUCCCACCCAUGGGCCGCUGGUGGCGGCCAGGCACGUGGUAAUGGGGAUGACGAGUCUGGUGAUGAAUUUGGCGGCUUCGAGACGGCGGACCCUCUGCCUGAUGGGGGGGUUCCGGUUCCUUCUGCGGCCAUUCCUUGGGCAGCCUUUCCCGUGGGCAUGCCUCCAAGCGCCACCCCAGACAUCCUGCUGGACCAGUCUUCCUCGCCGCCUUUGGGACCCCUUCCCGAUGCCGCGGCUUCAAGCAUCGGCUCUCAAGCAGGCUUGUCUGACCUGCACUCCUCCCUGCCAGCUUCUGUGAGCUCUUCUGGAGCGUCUGGCCCUGCCAGUCCACCCGCAACCUCCCCACCGGACGCCAUCAUCAACGCAGCGGCCGUGCCAGGGCAGCAGCAGCGGCGGCAAUCGGUGGAGGUGGACGCCGCCACUGCCGCCAAUGCCGCCAAUGCCGCCACUGCCGCCACUGCCGCCACUGCUGCUGCUUCCACGGAAGAGGUGACACCACCGCCGGUGUCGGUGGGGCAGUUCGAGGCUCUGCUCGCCAAACUCAGUCUGGCGGAGCAGGAGAAGCACCGAACACAACAGGUGUUGGAGGGCUUGCUGACGAGCAACGUGGGGCUGGAGCGACGUCUCGCUGAUGCCGAGGCGAAUGCGGCAGCCGACCAUCGUGUCCACUAUGCGGAGAUGCAGGAGAAGCACCAGAAGGAAUUGGAGGAGCUCAGGACGGCUGGGCACGAGGCACUUGCCAUCAUUGUGGAGGAGUACAAGGCCUUGAGCGUGUCAGCGGUGCAGGAGGCCAACGAGGCCGGCGAGAGGAACGUUCGCUCCGCGUUGGAGACCCAGGUCCAGGCGUGCCAGGAGCUCAUGUCCGCACAGCAUGAGAGGCUGCGGGCCCUACUGGAGGAGUGCCGCUUGGCGUGUGAGGAGCGAAUCGCAGAGGCUCUGCAAGAACAGACUGCACAACACAAGGCUGAGGUUGAGAAGUGCCUGGCAGAGGAGGGGCAGAAGAACGCGGAGGCAUUAAAAGCGGCGGUGGAGACCGAGCGGAGGGGGCUGCAGGCCGCCGUGGAUGAGGCCGUGGAGCGGGAGCGAGAGCGGAGCAAGGACGUCGAGGAGAGGCUCACGGCCAAGCUGCAUGACCUGUUUGCUCAGGAGAAGGGCGUCCUGCACAAGGCUAUGCAGGAGGCCGUGCAGGAGGAGAGGGACAGGGGCCAGGAAGCCCUGGAGAGGGGAUUGCAGGAGGAGCGUGAGAAGAGCACCCAGGCAAUGCGGGAGGCCGCAGAGAGGACGCGCGCAGACAUGCAGAGCUACCUCCAGGAGCAGAAACGGGCAGAACACGCGGGCCGACAGCGCAAUCUCGCCAGCCUGGAGCUCUUCCUGUCGUGCGCGCAACAGCAGCUGUCCACGCUCAUGCAGCCCCCGCCGCCUCCACUUGCGCCUCCCGCUUCCGCUGACGGUGCGAGCGUGAGCCCCGCGAUGGCGCCGGCGACCGAGAUGGUGGCGCGUGGCUCCGUCGCGGCGGAGGUUGACCCCGCGCCGCCGGCCGGGACCCACGAUGCAACGUGAGGGAGGAGUUGUCCACCCCCCCCGUCAGCACCUCUCUUUCCCCUGAGAGGAGGAGGAGGAGGAGGUAGCGGUUAGGGCAAAGCCGUGAUGCAUCACAGGAUCAUGAAAAUAAAUAAUUCCCAACAAUAGGAGCCUUACAAUCGAUGUGCAACUGGAAAACUUGACCGAACGGCAUCAAUCCAACUUUCAAUCUUCAUACUUUUAUUUCUUUAACGAUGCCUAUCUUAAAACUUAAGGCCCCUAUACGUAUAUAUUCAUCCAUUAAACAUCUUAAACCAUGUAUUUAAAAUAGUAAUUAGGUUCAUCUGCAACCAUACACUCUGUCAAAUGUAUUUACUUUUCAUCUGUGAACGCCAGGCUGAACAGGUUAACGUUUAAGUUAUUUUUUAAAACUUUGAAUGGUCAGGCAGUCCCAUUUUCUGACGAGGAAGGGAGCCGUGUAAGCAGAGGAACAUUGCCCUAGAUCUUGACUUAAAGCUUUCGUGACUGCAGGAAUUAAUAUUCGUUGGGUUUCGGUAAAGUCACGUGGCUUUACCGAAAGACCCAAAGAAAACGCCCUAAAUGUUUGUAGUCGCGCCCUGCGGAUGUUUCGCGAUCCCUCCUCAGUGGAUCGAAUCAGUCGGUAGGGGCAGUAGAGAGAAAGAUUAUAAUCAUUCUUCAAGAUAAUUAUCUUUCAGAUAGGGUCCCUGGCCGUGUAGGGCCUUAUAGGUCAUAAAACUCACCUUAGAAGGUGAUGCUCCAUCGGACUGGCAGCCAGUGCAGUGUGCGGAGCACAGGCCUUGUAUGAUCGGUCCUACACAUACCAAUCAUUAACUUGGCAACAACAUUCUACACCAGCUGCAGAUGAUGGACAUUAAUCCCCAUUAGCCCUCGGGUAAAGGGCGUUGCAGUAGUCAAUGCGAGUGAUCACAAAGGUGUGAAACUCGGUGGGUCGAUCAACAGUGAGGGAUGAUCCUCAGGUAGACGAAAGAGGUCUAGACAGCAGCUCGCGCCUGUGAUUUCAAGGUCAAGCCGCCGUCAAAAAUACCACCCGGAUUCCAUACUCAGCCUCGAGUAGUCAGCUGGACACCCCUGAGGCCUGUCCUGCCAACACACCCAUACUCUGACGAUCAGGGUCCACCACCAACUCAAUCUCAGCCAACUAUAACUCAUCCAGUCUUGGAUCUCAGAUGGGCAAUUGCUACAAACCGUAAGAACAACUCCCUGCUUGGGUGCAAAGGACACAUACGGCUGUGCAUCAACUGCAUAACAGUGAAUACUGAGCCCGUAAUGUCUUAAUAAUUUGCCCCAAUGAAAGCAUAUACACCACAAUCAAUGUGGGUGUCGGCGUGGGGCUCUGUGGCAUCCCACGGGAUAGGGGGAAAGGAUCGUAGGAAUACAUUGCGGAAGCUUCUCACUGUGUCUUAUCUUCGAGCAAAGAUCAACAUCAUCUGUUGACGUUACCAGCCAAUCUGCAGGAUGAGCUGCAUGCGCUUAAAUAGCACACCGGCAUUUGACGUGACCGUGUCAAAUGCUGCGGAGAGAUCCAGGAGGACCACGAUGGAAUGAGUCUUCUGAUCUCUCGAUAUUUGGAGGUCAUUAAGCACCCGAAUAAGGGCCAUUUCGGUGCCAUGCCUCUUCCUCAAUCGUAACUGGAAAGGAUCCUUGAUGGAAUCGAGGGCCUCUGUUACUGUUCUGUUAAAGGGCAAGCACGAGUUUCCCGGGAUCCAAACCUUCAUUUGCUAAGCCCGAUAGGUCCAGCACUGCCAUUAGGCCACCAGGGAUCAAACCCCUCAUGGGGCGGUACAGGCCCUUUUUGGGAGAGCCCAAAAACGGAACCUCAUGGUGUGAUGGUCUGACCAACCGACUUGUUCCACCACUAAGAUUUUUUUAAAGAUCUGUUUUUAGUUGGGACUUAAAGAUAUCAACACUGUAUGGGAACCUGAUCUCCACCAGUAGGGAGUUCCACAACCGUAGGGGCCACCACAGUAAACACCCAAUCACGCCAUGAAUGCAACCGAGAUUGAGGUAUAAUGUAAAAUAGAGAAAUAAAAAGAUGUACUGUCGUACUGCACAUCUUAAGUUCUCCAAUCCAGGUUCUUCUCACAGACGUCUUGUUCUCCUGCUCAAACGCUGGGAAUAAAUGUCCAGUAGAUCACAGAGUCCAAUCAGUGCUGGGGAGAAGACCACCAAUUUAAUAGCGGGCCAACACCUCCAGUCUGAAUGAGCCCGCUGGCUGACUCCCAGAAGCAGCUGUGUGCAGUGCAGCACUGGGCGGGAAAGAGAAGCAGAUCAGUAGCACGGGCAUAACCAGCACGUCGAUUGUACAGCAGGCUUCACUCAGGAGCACAGGCAGCAGAUGAAAUAUACAGCAGGCUUUAAUCAUGAGGCUCCUCUCACAAGCACGGCCACGAGAUGGUUUGUGCGAGGCUCGUGGGCUUGAUGAGCACGUCGAGGAUGUCAUGGAAGGGCCGGCUCUUGAGGCGCACGUCGUGGUGCAUGGGGUGGCGCGUCCGCGUGGGGAGCGUCUGCAUCGGCCGCUGCGCCGGGCAGCCUCGUAGCCGCAGAGUAGCGCAGCAGCAGCGCAGCAGCUACUGCUGCUGGACCGCCCGCACCAUCUUGCGGCCCGGAGCGAGCAGGGGCAAGCGGCGAGACGGGGCUACCCACGUCGUAGGGCGUGUGCGUCUUAGACGAGGUCACGGCCGUGGUGGAAGGUGUCACGGGAAGCAGCUCCGUGUUUGUGGUCGCUGUGCCUGAACGCACCUUGCGGUGCCGUGGCAGCCGUUGGCAUUAACUCGGUGCCACAUGCUUCCAUGGUUGUAUUUCGCCAAGAUCAUUAUCUCCAGUCCUCAUUAUUUUGCAGACAAGACCCUGAUUUUGAGGAAAUGUGGCCUCCACGUGGUGUCCGUAGUGAGGAUGAGAUGGAAAUCAUCAACUGUUUCGGUGCAUAAACAGCAGCCUUGCCAGCCUUAAUAGGUGCUCACUGGCAUGGGUGUCAGUGUAUUAUUUGAUUAAUUGCAUCGAAAAAUGAAUGUGGGAAAAUGUGUACAAAAAACUGUUGAAUGUCAGGAUUUUUUAAAAAUACAAUAUCGUUUUUUUCACUUGUGAGAGAGGUGGGUGAUGGGAUUGAAGUGAGUGUAAUAGUUGGGACAUUGACUUGUUAACCUGUUUUUAAAUGUGGGUUAUGUGGAAUAUUAGUUUAAUCAUUUCACUUUAAGUUACUUCCCCAUGUAUCAGUUCCAGAUUUGUUGUUCGUACAGUUUAAUUAAUGAAUACAUGAAUUGAUGAAUACAUUCAAUUCACUCUCUAUGAUGGUAACAUUUCUUUCCUUGGGCGACUUUGAGCAACUGCAUGGGUGACCUGUUGUUGCUGCAGUGCCAAUUUGCGGUUAACCUGCACCAAGAUACCUGAAGCAUUUAUUAGAAAUGGAAGCAGAUGCUGGAGUACAAGUGGCGCGUUUAUUUAACUAUCCUUUCCAAGAAGACUGUCAGUUGUGUAAAUCAUACCAACGCUACAAUCUUGGUAAUUUCUCAAAGAGUAACUCUUAACACAUUUUGCACACCGCUAAAUUGUACCAAUGCGCCACUAAAUUGAUGAUUGCAUGGGUAUUAUUUUAACAAAAAUAAUUAAAUAUAGUAAUUUACACGCUACAGAGUAUAGCAUUCUGAUUAACAAACUGCUGCUUGAGGUUAUGAAGUUAGUGAUUUAAUGUUAUGACCAAAUCCCCUGAAUGCACUCCAUCUCAGCAGAUGUCAUAAGCUAAGCAGGUUUGAACUGGAUAAUGUAAAUUCACAUCCGGUUGUUAAAACAUUUGGCUGGGCAACGUGGUAAUCAACAAAUGGCAGUGCAGUAAAAUCCAUCAUUCUGUAUACUUCUGUGCUCCCAUUCUCUAUGUUGUCCACACUGACCAGUGUUGAGGUAUGGUCAAACAACAAACAACAACCGCCAUUUGCCACUAAGUGGCGGUGACGUCACCACGACGCUUGUGCCAGGCCAUGUGCACCUUGAGGCCACGUGGUCAAACAACUCCCCCAAUGACCAACAUGGUGUGGGCAAGCCUUCUAACUAAAGGCUAUAGUGUACAUGGACAAGUUUUUUUUUUUCCUGUGUGGGCCCUCAACCCAAGCCUUGUGUGGAAGCGGAAGGAUUUAAUUUGACUUGUAAUGUGAAACUGAAGAGCAGCAUUUCGACGUACGCAUUAAUUACAUUGUUACGGAGCUUGUGUCUUUACCACAAAAGCGUGAGCAGCAAUAAUGGAAAAGCUCAGCCGCAAGCCACUGCAUAUCACACGUUAGUCAAUGUCAUUUCCACACUUGGCUUCACGUGCAAAAACAUUUCAAUAGAGCUCACGCUUACAAUAUUACUUGGAAUGAAAAUACAUUUUCUAAAAUAUAUAUAUGUUCAAUACAAGUUAUUGGGUGUGUGUGCUGUGGUGUAGGUGUCACUUGGUCUCGGUUUGUUUUCUUUCAGGUGGAAAUUCUUGUGGAGGUUAACUUAUUUUACAAAGCUUUUCUGUUAAAAUAUGAACUCAUAAAAAAUGUUUAGUCAAUGUGAAGCUCUUGUUCCUUCAUUUUACUUUAAUUGAGUUUAAUCAAUGCCUUGAACGGUUUAAUAAAAUGUCAAAUAUUUUC
This is a messenger RNA of Lethenteron reissneri (Far Eastern brook lamprey), 6291 nucleotides long. Its product is annotated as coiled-coil domain-containing protein 91-like. The record is from RefSeq and is a predicted model, not a curated record. Gene Ontology annotation, biological process: Golgi to lysosome transport. Gene Ontology annotation, cellular component: trans-Golgi network. Lineage: Eukaryota; Metazoa; Chordata; Hyperoartia; Petromyzontiformes; Petromyzontidae.